Darwinula stevensoni is the source of this 2909-nucleotide messenger RNA. Lineage: Eukaryota; Metazoa; Arthropoda; Ostracoda; Podocopida; Darwinulidae. The record is from the annotation of a GenBank genome assembly.
CCCACUGAGGGACGCGGCGGGGAACGGCGAGCACGGGACUCGGACUGCGGGGGUCGUCGACAUCUAUCGAAGGAUCACAUGACUAGAGGUUCGAUGACCGUGCGAUAGGUGUCACGUGAGGCAUUGACGUCAAUCAACAUGGCUGCAUCCUUCGCUAGUGUCCCUGGAACUGGUAUUCUACUCCAAUUGCUGAGGAGGACUUGCUUCUGGUAUGAUGAGCACCUUGGGAUAUUCCGGGAGAGUUCACGUGAUCAGAAUUGUCAAGCCCAAAGCAUGCUUCAAUGUUUCUUAUGUGAUCAGUGACAUCAUCAAAUAUGAGAAUGAAAUAUGUGCCACCUGAUCUCUUCCAGUUCAAUUCCCUGUCCUUAAGGUUUCUUGGGAUUGCUCAUUUUGUAAAAAAAACUCUCAAAUUUCUGGUCGUGAUGAUUUAUUCAGCCAUGCUGACCAGCGUGGCAGGAUGAGUGACCAGCAUCCGUUACUGUCUGCUGCAAAUGUUGUCGGCGAGAUUGAGCACACACACUUCCUUGCAUCCCAUAUUGGGUCCCUCCACUUGAAUGAUGAUUACAGUGAUAUCAUCAUCAUAGUGGAGGGGGAACGAUUCAAGUGCCAUAAGGUCAUUCUCGCAGCAAGAAGUGAAUACUUUCGGGCCUUGCUAUAUGGAGGAAUGAAGGAGUCACGUGAAUCCGAGAUACACCUGAAAAAUACCUCCUUGGCUGCUUUUCGUGCCCUUCUACAAUACAUAUAUACUGGAAAAAUGUCUCUCAAUGAGCAAAGAGAGGAGGAAAUCUUGGACAUCUUAGGUCUGGCUCACCUCUAUGGAUUUGGAGAUUUGGAAGAAGCAGUCUCAGACUAUCUCAAGGCCAUUCUCAGCAUCCAGAAUGUCUGUGUGAUCUAUGGGGCUGCCAACUUGUAUACUCAGAAGAAGCUGGAGUCUGUUUGCCUCUCAUUCAUGGAUUGUCAUGCCCAAGAGAUUAUGCAUCAAGAAAGCUUCCUGUGUCUAUCUUCUCCUGUGAUUAAGGAGAUCCUGUGUCGAGACAGCUUCUGUGCCCCUGAAGUUACCAUAUUCAAGGCUGUAUGUGAUUGGGUCAAGGCAAAUCCUGAUGAGAAUUCAGAUGAGAUCCUGAGUUGCAUCCGUCUUCCUCUCAUCAGUCUUUCUGAUCUCUUGAAUGUGGUGCGACCGACGGGGCUUGUAUCGGCAGACACGAUGCUUGAUGCAAUCAAGUUGUGCAUCGAGAGCAAGUCCAUGGACCUCAAGCAUCGAGGCUUCUUAUUGCCAGAAGAGAAUGUGGCCAGGUCCAAGCUUGGAGCCGCUGUAUUGGUGGGGGAGAUGAAGCAGGCUCUGCUGGAUGGAGACUGCCAGAACUACGACAUGGAACGGGGCUUUACGAGGCAUGCCAUAGACGACCUUGGGACGGGGAUCGUCGUGAAACUUGGCAUGCCCUGCAUUGUCAAUCACAUGAAGCUCCUUCUGUGGGAUCGAGACAUGAGGUCUUAUUCUUACUACAUCGAAGUCUCUAUGGAUGGCCAGGACUGGGUUCGUGUCAUCGAUCACAGCCUGCACCACUGUCGUUCUUGGCAACGACUCUUUUUCCAUCCGCAUGUCAUUCAGUAUGUCCGCAUCGUUGGCACCAACAACACUGUCAAUCGCGUUUUUCAUGUAGUUCACCUCGAAGUCAUGUAUACGAAGAUGCCCUUCACAUUGGACAAAGGACUCCUGGUACCUGCUGAGAACAUGGCAACGACAGAGAUGAAAGCUAUAGUCAUCGAAGGAGUUAGUCGAAGUCGCAAUGCUCUCCUCAAUGGGGACACGGUGCAUUAUGACUGGGAUUCUGGCUACACCUGCCACCAGCUGGGGACUGGAGCCAUUGUGGUGCAGCUGUCUCAGCCUUACAUGUUGGAGUCCAUGAGGUUGUUGCUCUGGGACUGUGAUGACCGAUCCUACAGCUACUACAUCGAAGUAUCUGUGAACCACCGGGAUUGGGACCUGGUGUGUGACAAGACACGGAUCCAAUGCAAGUCAUGGCAGACCGUUUACUUUCCUCGCCGACCGGUCGUUUUCAUACGCAUUGUUGGAACUCACAACACAGCCAACGAGGUAUUCCACUGUGUCCACUUUGAAUGCCCUGCUCAAGUCCCUCCCCUGACCUCACCCAUGCGAAGUGCAAUCCAGCCAUUGAAUCUUUCUUCUCCGAUGAUGCUACCACACCUCCCAGCGGUGACGUUGGGGAGCGCAGACGGGAGCGAGGCGGCGUCACAGCGGGAUCGUAUGCUCCGCCAGAACCGCCGUGAUCAGGAAAUUCAAGACAUGGAGGCCCUGAUGGCCGCUCGAAACCUGGGUCCCAUGGCCGGGCUCGCACACGCUGGACUGCCUCGGGGCGAGCCCCCAGACGAUGACGACAGUCUGCCUGAUGGCUGACACGCUGAGACUUUGAGUCCCACCAUCUGUGUUGUCUCAGUGUGUUCCCUCAUGAACGAUGAACCCCUAUUGGUGCUGCACAUCCCAUUCAGAUUAUCCAUCGUGGUUUCCCAGUCUUUCUCUGCUGGAUCAGUUCAUUCCGAAGUAUAAUUGGAUGCUUGUGUUCUUCCUCCACUUUGUAUGAGGACUUUGCCCAUUGUUCCCUCCCGUUCUGCACUCUUCACCUCUGAUCCCUUUUUAAUUUCCAAUUUCUCGCCUUCCCCCCCCUAACCUAUUGCUUGGUACCCGUUGACCGAGUGUUGCCGCUUUGUAUAGUCAUCGCCUGUGAUUGAUUUUGGCUUUUGCCUUGAUAUUCCACAAACUAAUACCCUGGAGGCAUAGAAGUUGUGGACUGACAUUCUCAUUUAUGAGGGGAGGUGCUUAGUCUGAGGCAUCGAGGACUUUUUCCUCUUAUUUUAGUUCGUGAAUAAAAGUCUCAUUUGAACCUCUGCAA